Cladocopium goreaui is the source of this 4681-nucleotide messenger RNA. Lineage: Eukaryota; Dinophyceae; Suessiales; Symbiodiniaceae. The record is from the annotation of a GenBank genome assembly.
CCAGCCAUGGCAGCAACAUUUGAGCUUGGCUGAAACAAGCUUUCGGUAGCCAGCUGUGCUGCCGGCAUCUGCCGGCAUGUCCCAGACAUCUGAGAAGGAGGAGCGGGAGGAGAACAAAGAGGAGGAGCAAAAGGAGAACAAAGGCGAUGCUGCUGAGAGUGGAUCUUCCCAAGCCUCCAGCGUCUUCAACACCAACGCGGGGGAAGUGCCGGACUUCAUUGCACCCAAACUGCCCGAGAGAAUGACCUCCCAGAUCGCUGCAACGGCUGCGCAAAUGACCACGAGCCGAGGGGAUAGGAAGACGCUGCGAAAAUCAAACACUCUACGUUCCAUACGCAGCACUACCAGGCUAGCUGGUGACGAGUUGCAGGGAAUGGUGAAUGAACUGACCGGCACGCAACAGCGACAGUCUUCAUCUGGUUAUUUGUCGGACUUCAUCGAACGCAGGAAGGCAGCAGAAGGCAACCACAAGAUGUCCAAUGACAGGUAUUUGUACUACUUCAUCUACAGCAGGCCCCAGAGUUUUCUAGGUGAGGCUACGACCCACGCCACCGGCUUGUUGGAACGCGAGCAACUUGAGAGUGACUUGAUGUCAAGCAUCGUUCUUGAGAGGAAGAAGGAGAAGGUGAUGCCACCAACUGGGCUCAAAGAUCUCGUCGCCCAGGCCCAGAACAUUUUGAAUAUGAAGAAGACCUUGAUGACAAUACGGGUCUCGGUGUUCAACUGGGAGAUCAACGUCAAACUUCUGGAGUAUGGUUACAAAGAUGAUCAAGAUGUGGUACUGAACAGGAUGGAAGACCGUCACUGGCGCAGUGAGAGUUUUUGGAGCAUGUACCACGACCGCGCCCGGGAUCACCGGCCCGAGCGGCCAGAGCACUUUGAUGAGCUGCCGGAUCAAGGUCUACAGGCCCAUAACACCUUGUUGGGGUUGAGCAGCUGCGUGCAACAACAACUCUGGUCGGCACAUCAUGGAUGCCCUGGAGCUCAACAGAAGGACCUGCUGAAAAAGGCCAUGACCAAGCUACCAGUGGAGAUGACAAGAUUGACAAGGGAGCACCAGACCCUUUCGGAGCACCCCACGCACCCCACGCGUUGGCUUCCGCCGCGCCCCAGCAGUGCCACACUGCAGCGCAGCGCGAGCGCGCAGCAGAUGCUGAAGGAACUGGUGCGACCCGCAAGUGCUGGGGCCCUUGGAUUGCGCAGGACUUGGGGCUCUCAAUCCCUGCCAACUCUAGACCGCCCAAAGCCCAUCGCUGCGGAUCGGAAAGAUAUGCUGCGCUCAAUCAACAGCAGGCCAACCAGUGCAGGAUCCAGCGGCGCUCUGCGCACGCAACGUACGCAGAGGCCUUCCAGCGCUGGUUCUUGGGGCACAGCAUCUCGCCCUCAAAGCGCUGCGAAGAGCGCAGCCAAGAGCAGCACGAAGAGCUGGAGGAAGAUCGGCACCGCCCCGGCGGUGCCGGAUCUGGCCGCAAGCCACCACUUCGCCGGGAGUUCAAAUGCUUGGCAGCCCGCAUCACCCCAGCGCAGUAUGGCUUCGCGGCAUCAGGCGCCAUCAUGCUGUAAGCACUAUUUGAAGGCCUGUGAAAAGUACGGCACGAUGCCAGACAUGCUAGACUUCAACACAGGACUCUCAGAUAAGUUCCAUGCACCAAGAAGAUAUCUUUGUGAUGCCAAUCUCCUGGCAGUUGCAGGCAUGCUGCCGGCCAGAGACCAUGUGGAGGAAGUCAAUUUGCAAGAGAAUUCAAACCUCACUGAUGUGAGCUUAGUGCCAUUUUUGGAGCAAUUCAUCAAGAUUGGUCGUUUGGCGGAUGGUUUGAAGAAGCUGAAUCUGAAGUACUGCAAGGGGCUGGCCUGGUUGGGGCAAGAGACCCUGCUACGGCUGGUGAGCAGCGCCAAGAAUCUCAGGGAACUCGACCUGUCUGGGGUGCAGAUUGGAAUGCGUGCGCAGUCGCGCUUGUGCGAGGCCGUUGGGGAUCACCCACACCUUCUGUCCACCGGCCUUAGUCGAGUGGGUUUGGGUGGCCAUUGCCUGACCAAAGUGUGCCUCCACGCGCUACUGGGAAGUGGAACCAACAAGAAACUGAAUUUAAGCUGGAAUGUCUUCAACAAGCAGGAGUUUCAGCUCAUUGGAGACUACGUGGCCGAAAAUUUGGUCCUGGAGCAUUUGUUGCUGGACCACUGCGCUGGAUACAUUGCGAGGGAAGAUACGCCUAUCUCCCAUAUGGUAGAGAAACUGGCCUUCAAUCACUCUUUGAGGAGCCUGAGCAUCAAUACCAACCGCAUCGAUUCACGAGCUGCGCUGGUCAUUGAGGAUUCAUUGGAAGGACAUCCCUCUUUGCGGCGUCUCUAUUUGAGAAAUAACCCCUUGGGCAUCAUGGGCCUGCGGAGUAUUCUCAGACUUCUUUGUCGAGAGGAGUCCCACUUGUCGCGCCUGGACAUAGAAGGUUGCCAUGGGGGCAAAUCUGGCGAUGAGGUUGUCUUCAACAAGGGCGCCCAACAGGCCUUUUCCUUCACCAACCCUGGGGGGAAGUACAUCUUGGACCUCUCCAUUCCUUAUGAUCGCAGCUUGUGCAGGAUGCUCUACGAGACAGCGGAACGCUUCAGCUUGAAGCAUUCCCAGGCUUUCGUGAACAUCAGCUAUAGCAAUCCACCCUACCAGCAUCCCAUUCGAGAUAGCAUCGGCCAGUACAAGGUGCGGCGUGAGGGGGUGCUGACCUUCACUUUCAACGUGGAAUCCGCCAUCGCAGCCAAGUGGGGAGAAAUUGCGGACGAUGACUUCGUGGCGUUCCUCAAUGCGCACCUGGAUUUAAUGCGCUUCACGCCACAUCGCAUCAAGAUGAGACCCUUACUGGCCAAUUGGAAGGCCAUCAGUGGAAUGCCCAUGGAACAAGAGACCUUUCUAUCGGCUUUGGCCUCCGAUUUCAACAUGGUGGUGCCCUAUUUGGAGUACAUGGUGAAGGCUUGUCCGGAAGCUUCCACCCAGAUUCUGUUCCGGCUGAUUCCCAGUCUGAAGCGAACGGGUGCAAACAUGUACUUGGCGACAUCCUUAUUCCUGAACAUGGAGGAUUUGCUGGUGACGCUUCGAGACAUGGAAGCCUACAUGCUGUUCAACCCCCAAAAUCCCACUGGUCACUACAAGCUGAGCUUGGAAAACAGUACGGAUUUUGCCGUGGCUCAACAGCUCCUCCUCUUGGAUCGUUGGGAGUGCGUGGUGAACCGGCGAAAUCGUCGGGUGGACGUGUCUCAACGCGGGAACCAAUCGCAGCUACGCAACGAAUGCCAUCAGGGCCGGUCGCUCCAUUUAUCGGUGAACACGCUGAAUGAGUGGGUCAUUCCCGAAUUUGGCGAGUUUGAAUGCGACUACGUGACCAGUUAUCACCCCAAGAAGGGUUCCAAGCCACUGAGUGAUGCGCUUUGGGAGUCCUUAAUGAUGGUGAUGUAUGACUCGCCAUGCUCCCCGCAAAAUCGCCUGAAAGUCUUGAAGUCCAUCUCGCACCAGUUCUUUCUCAGCGCUUUGCACAUCCGCCAGAUGGUGGGUUUCUUCCGGCAGGAUUUGGAUCGAGAGGACGCCUUGGUCUUCUUUUGGCCCAGGGUGGUGGACAAGUACAAUGCCAAGGUCUUCCGGGUGCGCUUCGAGAAGCAGGAAGACGUGGUGCGACUCCAGGAGCGCCUGGGCUAUGUCUCCUUCUUCCCCUACAUGCAGCCGGAGAAUGCCAAGUUUCGUUUUAACAUGUCGACCUACGAGCAGCGACUGGCAGCCAGCCUCUUUGUCACCCUGAUGUUGCGCGAGAUGCCCGGUAACAUCAAGGAUCCCAUGUACGAGAGACCCGAUGGCAGCCGCGAUCCCCUGACGAUGGGUGUACCCCGAAGCUGGGCGGAGCCUGGAAGCCUGGGAAGUCUACGGGAAGCCGGCGAAUUGGCGUUUGUGGAGGUGGUGGCUGCCAGCAAGGCCUGGACGGCAUCUCCCAUGCCGGAACUCUACAGCUACCAGCCCGCGCGCUUCCAUUUGGAGGAGUGCUUGGAUCCGUUGCCGUACCCCGAGAAGUCUCCGAUGAUCGCUGCAUCCCCCACCAAGAGCCCCGGCAGCUGCUCGGUGUCAACGCCCAAGACGCCCAGGACGCCAUCCCUGCUGGCCUCCGCACUCUCUGCGCGACGGCAGAUGGAGCAGCGGGAAUUCCUGGUGCAACUGGAGGUAAAGGAACCAGGAGAUUUGGGAUUGGACUUUGAAUUGGCGGAGGCUUUUUGCAUGGUGAGCCGUGUCUAUGGAGCCGCAGCGCGGUGGAACGAGACCGCGGAGACUGCGGAGAAGAUCCAAAAAUUUGACCAACUGCUUGCAGUGGAUGACAGCGAGAACGUCGCUUCACCCACGUCAGCCGCGAGUCUACAAAAACAGCAGGGCCAAGUGAAGCUGCGGCUUAGAAGGCCCCAGUGGCGCAGGGUGGAACUGGCGCCCAAGGGACAAAAGCUGGGCCUGGCCCUCACCCGGCGGCAGGAAUCCAACAGCAUCUUGGUCCGGAAGGUGGAACUGGAUGGCUUCGUUGCCCAAAGUGGCAUCCGGGGCCAGGAGACCUUGCGUGUGGACGACUGCAUCGUUGCGGUGAACGGCGUCAAAGACGAUGUGGCGCAGAUGGCCAAACAGCUGGUCGCCAAGUCGCUGACGUUGGAAGUCUGCACCUAUUGA